Messenger RNA from Biomphalaria glabrata, 2247 nucleotides. Its product is annotated as chorion peroxidase-like. The coding region runs from base 100 to 2028 and encodes 642 amino acids. NCBI's taxonomy places the organism in Eukaryota, Metazoa, Mollusca, Gastropoda, Planorbidae. Gene Ontology annotation, biological process: response to oxidative stress. The transcript has 17 exons. The record is from RefSeq and is a predicted model, not a curated record. Gene Ontology annotation, molecular function: peroxidase activity; heme binding.
CCUCAAAGGUCGUGUUUGCGCUUUGCCGUUUGUUCCAGAAAAGGUGGGACACUGGUUUGAUUUUAGGGAGAAAACUUUUGUUCUGUAUAUUGGCUGGCCAUGAAAAUGUUUGGAUUAUAUCUUUCUCUGUUUUAUAUCUCUUUGUUUGGCUGUGUCCAUGGGGUCAACGAGUUCUGUGUUUCACCACCUGAUCUCUACUACGCCAACGUCAACGGACUCAUACCAGGCGGCUACAAUAAUCUGAUCAAAGGUGACCAAUCGCCAUGUACAAAAGACAUUGAAUCUCUUCGGUACCGUGAACUUGAUGGGAGAUGUAACCACCCAAAGGACUACGGCAGCACACUCAAGCCGCUCAAGCGAUACUUGCCAGCUGACUACCAUGAUGAAAAAGGUUGGAACACACCUCGUUUAUACAGUGUUGUUGGUAACGUGGCUCUACCAUCCCCACGUUUGAUCAGCUGGAAGUUGUUUCCUGAUAUCAGCAUCAACAGUGACCUCUCUAUGUUCACAAUGCAGUUUGGUCAGUUUUUGAGUCAUGACAUAGGCGUCGCUCCUGUUCCUACAAGUCCGAAUCACACAAUAACGUGUUGUCAAGUUUCAUCCAGAUAUAUGAACAGAGAUUGUUUCCCAAUCCCGAUUCCCAAAGGUGAUCCAAGAUUUCAAAAAUGCAUGGAAUUUGUCAGAUCGGAAGCUGCUAAGGAUGAUGACGGAAACCAGAUUAAUCCUAGAGAACAACUGAACGCCUUGACAUCAUUUGUGGAUAGCUCCACUAUUUACGGUUCUAAUCUAGGGACGUCACUAAGACUGAGAACAGAAAAUGGAAAAGGAGCACUACUCCUCACUACACUAAUACACGGGAAAGAACGUUUGCCGAAUGACACAUCGUCACCACCUGCGUGUCUGAGAACCGAAAGUCCAACUUCCUACUGUCAGCUAUCAGGCGACGGGCGUGUGAACCAACAGCCAGUACUUUCAACCCAACAUCUUUCAUUUCAUCUGUACCACAACUAUAUUGUCAGGCAGCUGGCCAAAGGUAUUCUGAAAAGGAAGGGCUUUAAGACCUCGCCCGCUCAUGUGGAGAAAUACAUCAAAACAGUUUCAGAGAAAGUGAAAGAAAUGUUGUUUCAGGAAGCGAGAAAAAUUGUGGGAGCUAUUUUCCAGAAAAUCGCUUUUUGUGACUACCUCCCUUACAUUGUGGGACCGGAACUGAUCGUUAAGUUUGACCUGGGUUGUGACACCAGAAGUAAAUAUAAUCCUCACAUUGAUCCUAGAAUCGCCAAUGGAUUUCUUGCAGGAGCCUACAGAUUUGGCCAUACUCUCAUCUCUAAUUCGUAUACUGUCAAUGGAGCGGAAGAAUUCUUUAAAGACGAGUUCUUUAUCCCAGACUCUUCUAUCGACAGUCACGAGGAUAUCAUUGCUGGGAUGCUCAAUACUUCUAAAGGUGUCCACUUUGACAGAUUUUUCGCCAACGGCAUCACAGAACACCUGUUCGAAACGAAGGUAGGCCCAAAGAAGGCACUUGAUUUGGCCUCUGUCAACAUCCAGAGAGGACGAGACCACGGCAUCCCUGCUUACCUGCACUGGAGGAAAAAAUACAAUCUAAGACCUCUUACAGAUUUUGAAGAUUUCAGCAAACAAUGUUCACAAAUUUUGAGUCAGCUCUACAGGAAUAUCUAUGAUGUAGACUUGUACCCUGGAGGAAUCUGUGAACCUUCAGUAACAAGGGGUGUGGUAGGUGAAACAUUUGGCCACAUCAUAGCUGACCAGUUUUCUGACCUCAAGUUUGGAGACCGUUUCUUUUUCACACAUGUACACCAAUAUCCUCAGGGAUUUAAUGAUGACCAAUUGGCAGCUAUCUUAGACUUCUCAAGUAAUGCCCUGUUGUGUUUUAGUGGUAAGCUAUCAGUCAUCCAAGAAAACACCUGGCUUAAAGUCUCGCCUGACAACCCCUUGGUUCCAUGCUCAACAUUUGACCAGAUAGAUGUCCAGCCCUGGGUUAGAGAGCUUGUUGACCACCAUUAUUUUUAGUUAUCAAAUAACCAAAAUAUCUAUAUCAUAAUUACCUAAUAUAGUGUUAAAGCUCAAGUGUCCAAAAAAUUGUAAGUGUCAUUGGCAUUGAGGUGCAACAAAAGGCCCAACAUUAUGCAGUCACACAGACCAACUCAUAAAUACAAUGUCUUUUAACUGUGUACGUUUUUGUAAUAUAAAUAUUUAUUUAAUAUAAAAAAAUUAUUAUUGGAGUAUUUA